AUGCAAAGCCACCCCCGGGGCAAAACCAUCGCAAUACCGUUGUCACGACAUUCCAGGCAGGCGUGUCAUCGGGCAUUGAUGUGGCUUAACCUCCAGCCAUCGCCCGUACCAGCUCAGCCCUUCAACUCUCGAACUCGCUCUCAGGUCUUCUUCACAUGUCGACAAGCAAUCAAUCGGCUCUGGUUCUUAGGUCAAUUAUGCUCGCCGAUUUCUCUGAGCGCAUACGAACUGGCGCUGGAGGCGAUUGUUCAAUCCACCUGGGAUAUCUCACUGUAUAAGGAGACCCUAGCCGCGCACAAUAAGCUUGCCUUGGCAAACAAUCUUCCCCUGUUGACCGCAAACGAGGACUGGAUCAAUAGUACCCAGGACGAGAUCAAUCACACGCUUGCAAGACUUGAGAACAACCUGAAACACAAUACGACUAAUUGUAUUAAGGAUGGGAUCCGGUCCAGUUACCAAGCGCUGGGUGCCCAUUACCGCAAAGUGGGUGACGUUGGGAGCGCUCAUCGAGUGUUCUCGAAGGCUAGAGAACACGCCACGACCGCAUUACAUGCUGCCGAACUCUCCCUCGCCUCCCUCAACCUGGCACUCGACGCUGAAAACUUCAAGCUGGCUCAGAGUCAUGCGGCUAAGGCCCAGGGUGCUCUUGACACCCUCAUCGGAACCUUGGAGCUCAAGGCCGCAAAAACUAAGACUAGUGGAUCUACAUCCACCGUAGGCAUUGAUUCCCGUGACCCAGUUAAUGUUGUCAAUGCACUCACAUCGCUUGCCCAGGGAGACUUUGGGAGAGCGACGAGCUACUUUCUCAAGGUAGGAAAAGAUGCCGGAGAGAGCACUGGUGGAGAACUGCUGGCGACGGCGACCGACAUAGCGAUCUGUACGACCCUCUGUGGCUUGGCUCAUUUCGAUCGACAGCAGUUGAAAGACCGUCUGAUCGAUAACCUCGAGUUCAGGUCGAUGCUCGACAGCGAGCCCCAGUUGAGACGGAUCUUGAACUUGUUCAGAGAAAAUAAGUAG
Messenger RNA from Puccinia triticina, 1017 nucleotides. RefSeq lists its product as uncharacterized. The transcript has 5 exons. Gene Ontology annotation, cellular component: COP9 signalosome. The record is from RefSeq and is a predicted model, not a curated record. Lineage: Eukaryota; Fungi; Basidiomycota; Pucciniomycetes; Pucciniales; Pucciniaceae. The coding region runs from base 1 to 1017 and encodes 338 amino acids.